Cheilinus undulatus (humphead wrasse) is the source of this 1790-nucleotide messenger RNA. RefSeq names its product C1GALT1-specific chaperone 1 (gene c1galt1c1). Lineage: Eukaryota; Metazoa; Chordata; Actinopteri; Labriformes; Labridae. The record is from RefSeq and is a predicted model, not a curated record. Gene Ontology annotation, molecular function: N-acetylgalactosaminide beta-1,3-galactosyltransferase activity. The coding region runs from base 168 to 1121 and encodes 317 amino acids. The transcript is spliced from 2 exons.
AAGUUAAAGAUUGGGUCGAGCUCUGAGUCGAAACAUGCAGCUAGCUGGUUUUUAAUUAACAGUUUAUAUGUUCCAACUCACCAGACCGGAGAGGUGGGGACUGAAAUACAGGUAGAAACUGGAGAAGCAACUGUCACGGCAGCACAAACCUUGUGCCUGAUGCCAAGAUGUUGUCCGACAGCGGCUCUUUCUUAAAGGGAAUGCUCAUUGGAGGCAUCUUCUGCUUGGUUGUGUCCCUCCUGGGUAAUUUCAGCCCCAGCACAGUGUCUGUUCCAGAGGACCACCACCAUCAUCACGUCAAGGCUGCGAGCAAAGAUGAGCUGACACGACUCUCCGACAGUUACAUUCACGAGCUCAGCAAUCAAGUCAAGGUUUAUUGCAUCAUCAUGGUACAUCCCAAAAUCCUUGUUUACUGGGCUACAGCGAUGGAAACCUGGAGCAAACAUUGUGACAAGUCCGUGUUUUACACCUCUGAGUCAUCCAAGGCGCUUGAGGCAGUAGACUUGAAUGAGAAAGACGAUUGGGCGAGGUUACGUAAAGCUCUGAAACACGCGUUUGAGAACGCCGGAGACCUGCGCUGGUUCUUCGUGGCACAACCCACCACAUUUGCAAUCAUUGAGAACCUGAAAUACCUGCUGCUCACGAAGGAUUCCAACCAGCCUUUUUACCUGGGCAAUGCUAUGAAGUCAGGAGAGCUGGAGUACGUGGCUUAUGAUAGUGGCAUUGCUCUGAGUUAUGAAGCACUGAGAAGGCUGGUGGAGAUAUUCAAGGAUGAGGACAAAUGUCCGGAGAGAGGGCGAGCGCUGUGGAAGCUGAGUGAGGACAAGCAGCUGGCCGUGUGUCUGAAAUUUACAGGUGUUUUUGCAGAGAAUGGAGAAGAUGCACAUGGAAAGGGUGUGUUCAACAGCAAGAGUGUUGAGACACUGAUAAAAGACAGCAUGAACAACAACCCCAAUAACGUAGUGGAGGGUUGCUGCUCCGACAUGGCAGUCACAUUCAACGGGAUGUCUCCGGGUCAGAUGCAGGUCAUGAUGUUUGGAGUUUACAGACUUCGACCUUAUGGCCAUAAAUUCCUAGACUCUCUCAUUUUUUUCCCUCCUGAGGGUUCAAUUAAUGACUAAAGACUCAUUCCUUUUGGCUGGAUGCGGCUUUGUGAAGGUUUUGCUUCCAUGAAGGCAAUCUAAAUUUUAGGGAGAUAGUUUUCUUAUGCUGUUAGUGAAAAAAGACUGGAUGGGAAAAAAACUUUUAUGUAUAUUUGUACCUUAUUUGCACAGGGCACGAUCAGCACCGCGUUCAUUUAUGGCAGAGGUACAGAUGCCAUUUGGGAUAAAAGAAGAUAGGACAUAUAUCUGAUGUGUCUAUGAGGAGUGAUCUGGAAAUUUUAGUUAAUUUAAUGUAUCUUCAAUGUUUGUCUUUAUGUGAUCUUAAAGCUAUGUUGGUUAUUAGGUGAUACUAUUUUAAGGAAAUGAUUAUGUUUCUGAAAUUUUAUUUAAAUAUUUUAGGUGCUUGGACCACUUAACCCCAUCAUGAAAAACUUAUUUUAUCAGUACAAAUAUAGAAUUUUAUUGCCCGUGGUUUUAUGUGAAGUCAUUGGUCCUGAGAGCUAAAUAGAAUAAACAUACCUCAACAUUAUUAAAAUGUUAGAUAUUGUUCUCUCAACACGUUUAAAAACGUUUUUUCAGUGUCUUGUAUUCACUGACAUUUUAAAAAACAGGAUGAAUGUCCAAGUAAGAAGAUGAACCAUUUUAAAAGUGACUUUGGAUAAUGAAUAAAAUUAAUUUUUGAUUAAA